CGGUUGUCGUUCAGUCCUUUUUGUUUUUUUUGUUUCUUGAUUCCUCCCGCACGCUCCCACUAUGGCUGAGGACUUUACCACAGUGUUCCUUCGCGAACUCCAGGCCAACCCAGCUGCGGUGCUCGGUGCGAUCGUCUUGCCAGCUGCUGGCGGCGUUUACGGAUCGCGCAUCACCCGCGCCAACCUCAAGACAUGGUAUGCCAAACUCAACAAGCCUUGGUUCAACCCGCCAAACUACCUGUUUCCACCCGUCUGGAUGAUUCUCUACACGCUUUCUGGGUUUGCCUCGUACUUGAUAUGGAAGGAGGAUCAUAUCUGGCCGCUUGUGCCCUAUGCAAUUUCAAUCAUCACCAACAACCUCUGGACGCCAUUAUUCUUUGGUUUCCACUUGCUCAAUCUCGCCCUGCUCGAUCUGCUCGUUUUGUGGGUGUCGUUGGCGUCCUGCAUUGCGCUCUUCCAUCCCAUCAACGAGCUUGCCGCCAUGCUGCUUUUGCCCUACAUUGCCUGGGUCUCGUUCGCCGGCGUGCUGAAUUUCAGCAUUCUCUUGAAAAAUCCCAGCACAAAGCCUUCGUCCGCAGCAGCAGCAGCAACCACCAGCGAUGCCGGUGCUUCCCAAAAGAAGCAGCAAUAGCUUUGGUUUCCUUCCCCUUUUUGUGUGUUGUAUGUGUGUAUGUCUGAUUUCGUGUUUUCUCAAGCUGUUCGUGGGUGCGUUUGAGCUGUUUCGCCUUCAAUCGAACUCAUUCUUCAUUCUUCA
This is a messenger RNA of Capsaspora owczarzaki ATCC 30864, 754 nucleotides long. RefSeq lists its product as hypothetical. The transcript is spliced from 3 exons. Lineage: Eukaryota; Filasterea; Ministeriida; Capsasporidae. Gene Ontology annotation, cellular component: mitochondrial outer membrane. The record is from RefSeq and is a predicted model, not a curated record. The coding region runs from base 62 to 631 and encodes 189 amino acids.